GACGUCAUCUGUGUGCGACGUCGUCGUCGGAGAGGUCUAUAUGAGUUCUUACAGAGGCACCGACGAUGACAACAACUUUAAAAGAAGCUUUAAAAAAACACUUUGGCUUUGACAACUUUAGGUCUAAACUACAAGAAGAUGUUGUCAAAGCGGUCGUCAGAGGUCACAAGGAUGUGUUUGUUUGCAUGCCCACUGGGGCAGGAAAGUCCCUCUGCUACCAGCUGCCUGCAGUUCUGGCUGAGGGUAUUACUCUGGUUGUUUCCCCACUAAUUGCUCUCAUUCAGGACCAAGUGGACCGCCUGAAGGGCCUGAACAUCCCUGCCUGCUCCAUCAACUCCAAGCUCCCAGCAGCCGAGCGCCGUCUGAUCUUGGCCGACUUAGCGAGCAGCAGCCCUAAGCUAAAGCUGCUCUACAUCACUCCUGAAAUGUUGGCAUCUCCCUCGUUCCAGCCCUGCCUCACAGACCUGUGCUCCCGUGGUCUGUUGUCUUACCUGGCUGUGGAUGAGGCUCACUGUGUCUCCCAGUGGGGACAUGAUUUCAGGCCAGACUACCUCAAACUGGGUGGGCUGCGUGCUCGCAUGCCAGGGGUUCCCUGUUUGGCCCUGACAGCAACAGCACCCAAGAAUGUACAAGAGGAUAUUGUUAUGUCCCUGAAUCUGCGCUGGCCGCUGUCUUUUGUUACACCUGUCUUCCGCAGUAAUUUGCACUAUGAUGUGAUCUUCAGGGAGAUGCUGCCAAACCCCUACGUCCACUUGUAUGCUUUCAUUAAGAAGGCACUGGCACUGGACAGCGGGUCCAAUGGACAGCAGGGUUGUGGGAUUGUGUACUGUCGGACCAGGGAAGGCUGUGAAACUGUGGCUUACCAGCUUACCAAGCUUGGAGUCUUGGCCAAGGCAUAUCAUGCAGGUCUGAAGGCAGGAGAUCGCACAGAAGUUCAAAAUGAGUGGAUGGAGGGGAAGGUGCUGGUUAUUGUAGCCACCAUCAGCUUUGGUAUGGGAGUAGACAAGGCCAAUGUCAGGUUUGUAGCUCACUGGAACCUGGCUAAAUCUCUAGCCAGUUACUACCAAGAGUCUGGGCGAGCUGGGAGAGACGGCCUUCCCUCCUCCUGCCGCACGUACUACUCUCCACGAGAUACAGAGCAAAUAAACUUUCUCAUCCGCCAGGAGGUUGGCCGCAGACAGGAAAAACGUGGCUCUGCAAAAGAGACCGAUAAAGCAGCCAUUGCAGACUUUGAAGCCAUGGUAUCGUUUUGUGUGCAAGAAGCUUGUCGCCAUGCCACCAUCUCUAAGUUCUUCGGGGACCAGAUUCCAAACUGUGCGGGAGCCUGCGACUACUGUCGUAACCCCAAAGCUGUGCGAGCCCAGCUGGAGAAGGCAGCUGCACUCAGCACCAAGACUGAAGCUCAGAGCAAAGAGCCUAAAGGACCGUUUGGUUUCCAGCCGGACCUUUACGAAGGUGGAAAGAAGGGAUACGGCUUUGAAAGAUAUGAUGAAGGUGAUGAUAACAGUGAUGAUGAUAGCAAAAAGAGGAAGAAGGAGUUCUCUGACCUCUUCAAGAAGCAGAUGAGCCUGCGGAAGGCAAAUGAAGGUUUGAGAGAAGAUUUCGUGCCCCCAGAUGCUGACUGCCCACUCAGAGAGGGCAGCAGCCAGAGGAUCCCCAGGCUCACUGUGAAGGCAAGAGAGCACUGCCUGGGCCUUUUGCAGGAGGCAUUACAUGGCCACCAGGGGGCAGAAGACGCAUUCAACUGUGACAACCUGUCUUUAGCGGCAGAUAUUGAACAUGAGGUCUUCAAGAGCAGCAAGUCCUCCAACUUGUACAAAGCUGCCAUCCUGAAGAGGGUUUCAGAGAUGAAGAAAACAGCACCUGCUUUGAGUGGUGGAGAAAGAGAAGACAGCGACAAGAUUACCAGCAGCAGUGAAUCCCGAGAAACUGAGUCAAAACUGAAAGAAGAAGCAUCCUCUUCCUCUUCUUCUUCCUUUUCUGGGGAGCUGCAGGGGUUCACAUCUGCAUCUGAGAUCUACUCAAUGAAGCGCAAGAGGGUAGGGGCAGGCCAGAGGGGCUCAUCUAACCCCUUCCAGGCUGCUAAAGACCUGCUCAAGUCCUCCAUGAUGAGCAGUUUAUCUACCAAAGGGACAGACAGCGGUGGGUUUUACAGUGACAGCUUGGGAGGCCCUGGGGAGGCAAACACAGAUCCACCUUCGGCUGUAACGUCAUCCAUCAGAGCCAGAGCAAAUGCCGUUGCUACUUCCCUGAACAGCCCGACGAAGGCAGGCAGAGCCUUGAGCAAGAAGCAGCAGAAGCUGGCAGAUGCGGCAAAAAGUUCUCGCAACAUUUCCCAGUACUUUGCAAAGAAACAAACAACAGACAAGACUGAGACUGUGGUGCCUCACGAAAACAGUGGCCAGUGGGAACACUCACCCAUAAAUGUGGAGGCUGUGGAGAUCAUCCCCUUGGAGUCAGAGACUGAGGAUGUCCAAGAAGAAAGUAAGACAGACAUAAUAAUUAUACCUGAUGAAGAGGAGGAAACCCAUAAAACGGAGACCUUGGAGUCCAGUACAGAACAAAAACCCCAAUUGGAAGAAGAAGCUAAAGCGCCUGUAAUGGUGGUGUUGACAGAUGACAUGAAAGUGAACAGAGAGUCGAACAGAGAGUGUUCUCCUCCAGCAAAGCGCAGCCGCCCUGCAGGUGGCAGCAGAAGAGUAACCUUCAACCCCAAUGUGCAGGAGAGGGCCCUGCACCCUGUCAACAAGCUGCCCAAGCUUGUGACGCUGAAGGAAGCAGCUGAUAUUGUGGUCCGCUACCUGGACCCCUUUUACACUCAGGGGAAGUUUGCUACCAAGGAGCUGUUUAAGUCCUUUGCGCGCUACUUGUCUCACCUUCUCACUGAGGGAAGAAGUCGGGGGAAAGGCCAAGUUAAAGCAGAGGCCAAAGCUCUCAUCAAGAACUUCUUCAGAAGGGUUGAGCGCUGUGAGAGCGAGGCAGACUGGAAGCAUCUUAAAAUACCACACAGCUGUAAAACCAUAGAGAACAAGAAAUGAUGAGAAGGGAAAUGUAGUUGUUUUUAGGGUCAAACCCUUCCUCUUUGUCAGUGCCUAAGCUUCCCUUGUUCCACUGAUAUCAGGCUUCGCCACAGAUGCCUGCUGACCAGGUUUAUGGUUGAUUUGCUGCUAGGUCUGUGCUUUUUUCCAGGCUUGUUACUGCUACAGUAGCUUAUGAUUAAGCAGUAAUGUGGAAUAAGUCUGAGAGAGCAAAGGUUAUACUGUGCAUACCAAUAUGUUUGCUUUAUGUUUGAGCUCAUUUACUUGAAACUGUGGAUUAUGUACACUUUUCGUUGCUCAUGACCCCAAUCUUUAAGUUUAAUUCUCAUUCUACAAGAAGAACUGAUCUUCAUUUAUUUUGCUACGGUAUGAAUGUUUUGUGAUACUGUGCUGUUUGAUUUUCAGUGUCAGUCUGCACUUCAGCCUAAAACUGAAUAGGGGAAAAAAAAUCAGCAUCUAUGCUAGCACCUCUGUGAGGCCAUGAGCUAAAUGCUAAUGUUAGCACUCUAACACACUAACAUACACAUGGUGGCCGUGCUGAUGUGCUGACAUUUAGCCAGUGUGAUGUUUGCCAUUUUAGUUUAGCGUGUUGGCAUGCAAAUAUUUUGCUAAUUAGCACCUAAUAGAAAGUACAGAUGAGGCACAUAGGAAUGUCAUUAAUUUUGCAGGUUGCAAAGUACUGGACACAUUGAAAUUUUGAUCUGACUGCCAGAUGAAAAGUCAUCCUCUGGGCACCAUUUAAGUAUGUACCAAAUUUCAUGGCUGUCUGGCUGUUGAUAUAUUUCAAUGGGGACCAAAGCGGUGGUCUGAGUAACUAAUGGACUGACGUUUCCAUCUGUAGAGCCACACCAACAGCACAGCUAAAUGCACACUGGAAAUGGUUGACAAUAAUUUUAAGAAUACAUAAUUUGAGGUGAACUGUGAUUAAAGUAACACCAUAAAACAGUUUCUUAGUAUUUGACAUAAACCAGAUGGAUCUGUUUUGCUUGAGCCUAAUAGAUAUUUUUAGUGCUGCUACAUAUUUUGUCUUUGGCCGUUGGACCGCGGAACAGACAACAAAGUAAAAGGACAUAAAUGACACACUGUAUGAUGUAAAACCAUGCUGUUUAUGUUUUCUGUCAUUUAAAACAACAUUCAGUUCUGGCUUAGGUUAUAUCUCUUCUGCAGAGUGAAGCUGUUCUCUUCUUUAGCAACAUAGUUUCCGAUGUGGGAAAUGUUAUAGUGCCUGUGAGGCCACAGUUUUUGUUUUUCACAGUCAGGAGGUAACCCACUGAUGGACACAGACAGAUGCCUGGCUGUGCAUACAGUCAGAACAGCUAUAGCCUGUCUACUCUUUGUUCCUACAUGUUUACAAUAAAGUCUCUGCUGAACAGGAACAGACCAACAACAGUCUGA
This is a messenger RNA of Scatophagus argus, 4433 nucleotides long. It is a transcript of the gene recql5, whose product is annotated as RecQ helicase-like 5. Gene Ontology annotation, cellular component: chromosome; cytoplasm. The record is from RefSeq and is a predicted model, not a curated record. The transcript is spliced from 19 exons. The coding region runs from base 66 to 3038 and encodes 990 amino acids. NCBI's taxonomy places the organism in Eukaryota, Metazoa, Chordata, Actinopteri, Scatophagidae. Gene Ontology annotation, biological process: double-strand break repair via homologous recombination. Gene Ontology annotation, molecular function: four-way junction helicase activity; 3'-5' DNA helicase activity; ATP binding.